GGCGGAGCGGUGCGCGGCGGGGCGCCGGUCUCGCUCGCAGCGGUGACGUCGCGCCGCGGCGCCGGGGCGCGAUUUGCAUGCGGUUUGCGUACGGUUCGCAUGUGAUUUGCAUGCGGCGCGGCGGCUCGCAGCCAUGUCGGCGGCGCCCCGGCACGGCGGCCCCACGCGGGGCAGGGCCGGGGCCCUGCGCGGCGGCGAGAAGCAGUGCUCGUGGGCUUCCUACAUGACCAACUCCCCAACCCUGAUCGUGAUGAUCGGCCUCCCCGCGCGCGGCAAGACCUACGUGUCCAAGAAGCUCACCCGUUACCUCAACUGGAUUGGGGUGCCCACCAAAGUGUUUAAUUUAGGAGUGUAUCGCCGGGAAGCGGUGAAGUCUUACAAGUCCUAUGACUUCUUCAGGCACGAUAACAAAGAAGCCAUGGAAAUCCGCAAACGAUGUGCCUUAGUGGCUCUGGAAGAUGUGAAGGCUUAUCUCUUGGAGGAGUGCGGGCAAAUAGCUGUGUUUGAUGCAACCAACACUACUCGAGAAAGGCGGGACCUGAUCUUAAAUUUUGCUAAGGAGAAUGCUUUCAAGGUGUUUUUUGUGGAGUCUGUCUGCGACGAUCCAGAAGUCAUUGCUGCCAAUAUCCUGGAGGUGAAAGUUUCCAGCCCCGACUACCCAGAGAGAAACAGGGAGAACGUGAUGGAUGAUUUCCUGAAGAGGAUUGAGUGCUACAAGGUCACCUACCAGCCCCUCGAUCCCAAUGCGUAUGACAAAGAUCUUUCCUUCAUUAAAGUGAUCAAUGUGGGACAGCGGUUCCUAGUAAACAGAGUCCAAGAUUACAUCCAGAGUAAAAUCGUCUAUUACCUAAUGAACAUUCAUGUCCAGCCACGUACCAUCUACCUUUGCCGACAUGGUGAGAGUGAAUAUAAUCUUGUUGGCAAGAUUGGUGGGGAUUCUGGUCUGUCACCACGUGGGAAGCAGUUUGCUCAGGCGCUGAAGAAGUUCAUCGAAGAGCAGGAAAUUGUUGAUCUGAAGGUGUGGACGAGCCAGCUGAAAAGGACGAUCCAGACGGCCGAGUCCCUGGGGGUCACGUACGAGCAGUGGAAGAUUCUCAAUGAGAUCGAUGCUGGUGUAUGUGAAGAAAUGACCUAUGCAGAAAUUGAAGCCAAGUAUCCAGAUGAGUUUGCGUUGAGGGAUCAAGAGAAAUACCUUUAUCGCUAUCCUGGAGGAGAGUCCUACCAGGACUUGGUCCAGCGCCUGGAGCCGGUAAUUAUGGAGCUAGAACGGCAAGGCAACGUCCUCGUUAUCUCCCACCAGGCGGUUAUGAGGUGCCUGUUGGCUUAUUUUCUUGACAAGAGUGCAGACGAGCUGCCCUACCUGCGCUGCCCCCUCCACACCAUCCUCAAGCUCACGCCUGUUGCGUACGGUUGUAAAGUAGAGACGAUCACCCUGAACGUGGAAGCCGUGAACACUCACCGUGACAAACCCUCUCUGAACUCAAGGAUGGCCGGUUUAAAGGUGUAGAGGUUUGUGCUCCCAUCUCCAAUUCAGCUGGGAUUUCUGUGGCCGGGAAGAGCCCUCGGACGGGACUCGAGCACCCCUGGAGCACAGUGAGCUGCGCGCCGCUUCGGCCAGUAUUUUCCUCUCAAAUAUGUUUUUAGAAUCUGUCUGUGUGUAUUUUCUUUCCAAAUGCUGACAUAUCUGUCCAUGAGAUUGAAGAAAAUUUAUUAUGGAGAUUUUUGAACCUGCUUUUAAUAUGUGAGCUAACAUAUCUCUGGGCUUUCUGAGGCGUUAAAAUAUGUCCCGCAUCUUUCCUCCUGGUUGGGUGGCAAAAUUAACCGCAGCGUAUGCGAGGACAAGUGGUCGUAUCCAUACUCGCCGAAGCAGCUUUUCUUUGAAAGACACGUUAUCAGACCAAAUCCCCAGGUUUUUAUUUACCCAUUUCCAAGUUCAAAUGCAGUUAUUGUGUUAUUUAACCAUUGAAAUUGCUCCAGGUAUACUUGGCUUUGCUUUCAUGACUGCUGGUUUGAAAACACCCCCCCCAAGCUGAGGCCGUCCCUUUGCUCUGGGAAGGCUUUUGCACAAGGUGUAACGCAAGGAACCCGUCAGGUCAGCAAAUCCCGAGGGGCAGAAGGGAGUAAAAGCUCUGACGCUGGCACCAGCGUAGCUACCAGUGCUGCUGAAUCUGAACUCAAGUCCUGCUUUAGCUUUGCUCCCUGAUCUAAGCCUCCUCCUCUCACUGAUUUUUAUCUUUUCCCCGGGUUUUAUGGAUGCUUUUCUCUAUUAAAACAGGAAAAAAUCAGAGCACCGCUUCCCUCGGUGUCUGGGAACAGCGGGGCUGCAUGUGCAGGAUUUACAAGUAGCACAUGAUUUUUACCAGUUUUCUUUUUAACGUACCAAAUUUUAGGCUCACAAGAAGUUUUAAACUUGCCUAUAAAUAAGCUGUGAAUGUUACCGAAGUAUAAUGCUGCCUUUAAGUUUAAGCUGCUUUAGUACUUAGUGCACAGACGGUGAAACUCCCCUGUGGCGCAGCGUGUGAUGGCUGCGUGUUACUUAAUCCCCACCGAAACCCCAAACUUACAGUUUUCUCCCACAAGUCUUGACUUGUGUUUUGCCAAACUCCGUUUUAUCCCACUCCUGUUCUUGCAAAAAGGGCAAAAUCCUCAGGUUGGAUGAAGAAAGGAGCAUUUGUGUACAAAGCGGGAGCCUGUUCUGGGCCUGUUUCUAGUGACUCCGGGAUUUAUACGAGCAACUUCUGGGACCCAAGUUGCUUAUUUUAAAUGAGUAAAAAAACGUUGGUCGUACCCACAGCGGGGAUCUGUGCUUGAGACACAUCGGCGCCCUGGCUGCAGAGGAGCUCAGCAGCCCGGAAGCCUGAGGUUUAUGUGGGGAUUUUGAGCUCAAACCCAGUUGUUUUAAACACUCCCAGAGCUUUAAUUUGAUAAAGCUGAAAAGAUGUCCAUGGCAAAGGCCCAGGCUCUAAUUCUAACCCCUUAGGAUUUACGUGGAGGAGACGCGUGUGUUGAUCUAAAGCAGUUGUGCCACGGAGAGAGGAAAACCAGUGGUUGAGGAACUGAGUUUUAUUAGUUUUGUUCCUCGGGCUGUUUCCGCCAGGUUUGCUGCAGCCUCCUGCAAGAGCAGCGCCGUCUUUUCUUCUGCUUUAAAUCUUACAGUGCUUAGAAAUAAGCCCAGAAAAAAAAAUAGAGGAGUUGGGGGAAGUUGAAGGAAGAGAUUUAGAGCCUGUUGCCGGGGAAUACUCGCCGUCACUCUCCAGUAACGCUCUGAACGCACAAACCUGCGCCGCAUCAGGCUGGCUGCUCCUGCCGAGAGACCCCCGGCUCUGCGGGGGAAAAGGAGUAGAAACGUACUGUAGGAUGUUUACGCACACUCUGAUGUAAUUACUUGCGAAGGAGUUAAUAAUAUUUGUAUCAUUGGGUAGUUAAUGGUUGUAAGGAGACAAAAAUGUAUUUUUACCCGCCAGGAUUCAUGAAUGUAGCUGCUAAUAUGUUGGCGGUCAUAAUUUUUUAAUCACUGCUAAAAAUCAGGCCUGCAGGUUUGGAUCACUGGCUGUAGGCCCCCUACUCCUAUCGAGUGGGUCCCUGCUUUGGCCGUGGCCUGCCCGGCCGUGGGACGGAGCCUCUCGGCCGUCUCUGCAGACGGCAGCAUUUGUGCCUCAGCGCUUUUAAUUAACUAUAGCUUUUUCCUCCCGCAUUUUAACUUUCAAAAGGUAAAUAUGUGUGUCUAGAGCAGAGCAGCAGCAGAUUUGUGAUCAUCGUUGGUGCCGUGCAGGUGAAUCAUACCUGAUGUGACAGGUCCCGGGGUCCUGCCGAGCCCCAAGCUCUUAGGGGUGGCAGGGCUGGGGCGAUGCCAGUGAGCCCACACAUGUCCCCAGCCCCAUAUGGGCUGGUGGGUCCCCGUGCCAGGUAUUUCCUUGAAAUCACCUGAUUUCCUUGGCACCGUGCAUGCAAAUACCCCAGAAUAAACAGUGAUUGCACAAUGUGCCUGAACUGCGGAUCAGCAGCGGCUCGUGCUGUCAGUGGGACCGGAGCUGCUGUCUUGGGGCAGUCGGAGGUGGUGAACGUGGAGGUGUGGAAGUCAGCUCGGUGCCUUCGUGAGCAUUGCACCACGAGUGGGGGUUUUUCUUUAUUUCCCCUGACUUCCUCUCCACUUCUGUCAGCAGAGGUGGUGGCGGCUGCUGUCACCUUCAGUGAGCAGUGGCAGGGCCACCCGUGGGACCCGCGUCGCUGCCCCUGAGCUGCAGUCCAGGGGCUGGCUGCCCCAUCAGCCGUAUGGGUCAUUUUAGGCAGAAGUGAUUUGAUUGCUCAGGCAAAAUCUGUUCCAACUCUAUUGCCAGUGAUGGGGAACAGGCUUAAAAAUCAGCCCAGGUAGCUUGAGUUUGUGCUGGCUGUGACGUCGGAGCAGCCACCUCUCUGUAAGCCGUCCCCUUCCCGGCAGCUUGGCGGUGGGUGAUGGGGAAAGGCAGCGCAGCCGCCCUGGGGCCGCGGAGCAGCCCUGGGAGGAGAGGCAUCGCUGCCAGCGCUUCCAGGAACCGCCUGCCCCGGGGGUACCUCCCAAACUCCCACCCACGCUCCCCUGAAGGGCGCUGGGCGAGCCCUGCCGGUGCCACCUCUGCUCUCCUGCUGCUCCUCUGUCUCUCUGAGCUCUGUUUGCAAACUGCAUCUCUGUAUUGAGUGUUUUUUGAGAUGGAUGUUACGUGUCCACUUGCAAUUUUGCUACUCUGCUGCUUUCUAAUGGCUUUUUUAGGUUUUUUAAAAAAUGCAUUGUAUGUGAACAUGUGCCGCAUGUUGUGUACCCUGUGCACGUGAGCAUAAAUAUCCCGUGAGCAUUUAUUUACAAUAAAGAGAUUUUAAAAGAAAA
Molecule: messenger RNA, 4861 nt
Organism: Phalacrocorax carbo (great cormorant)
Lineage: Eukaryota; Metazoa; Chordata; Aves; Suliformes; Phalacrocoracidae
Source: RefSeq, a predicted model, not a curated record